GCGGUGAAGAAAAGUGUGAAAAGAUUUACAAAUCUUAAUUUCUGAUAUAUACAGCAAAAUAACCAACGAAAGACGUUGAUCGCAGUGAUAAAACCUACACUAAAUAUCGAUGCUCUAUUUGGAAGAACAUAUUACAAGUUGAAGGUAUGGAUGCAUCGACCAUUGACACGCCAAACAAUGGGGCUGAUGUUCCUACUUCACCAGAAAAAAAUGCUCCUGCGUCUCCUGUAAAGGUGCCUACAUCUCCAGAAAAUAAACUUGUAUCUCAUAUCGAUGCUCCUGCAUCACCUGAUGGGAAUUUUUCACCAAAGCCGUCCUUUACUUCACUUGAUGACACCCCAGCUUCCCCAGAACCAGAGUCUUUAACAACAGAUAUAUUGCCAAGUUUAAAUAAACCCUUAUCUCCAAAAACAUUUGAAGAUGCUCCCCAGAGUCCUGAGGAAUCUCCUAUGUCACCAGAUGGAGAUAACAAUAUGGAAACUGCAAAUGUUGCUACACCUGCAUCUCCUGACCAAGAAGCAAUGGACGAUACACCUCAAUCUCCUGAGCCAGAAAACAUGGAAGUUUCAUACACCCCCAUGUCCCCAACUGAGGCACCUAAGUCACCCGAAGCCCCUGCUUCUCCAGACAUUGAAGCACCUGCUUCUCCUGACAUUGAAGGUCCAGCUUCCCCAGAUAUUGAAGCUCCUGCCUCACCUGAAAGAAUGGGACCUACCUCUCCAGAAGCUGAAGGUCCAGCUUCCCCAGACGGUCCUGCCUCUCCUGAUGCAGAAACUGACUUCGCCCCAUUGGUGCCUACUGAUUCUGAAGCCAGGUUUGAUGAAGCCCCAGCUUCUCCAGAUGAUCAAGGAGAAUCAACAGAAGCAAUAUUUACUCCUCAGUCACCUGAUGAGCCUCCUCCUGAAAAAGACUCUCCUCAAUCCCCUGUAGAGGGUCCUGCUUCUCCGGAUGAUAUACCAGCUUCUAUAGAAGACAAUUCAAAAUUAUUUUCACCCAACUCUCCUCUAGAGCACCCUCCUGUUAAUAAUGACACACCUUCAUCCCCUAUAACAAGUACAACAGAUAUAAAUGCAAUAAAAACUACUGAAGAUGAUAUUGACGAUAAGGAAUCUGUAGAUUUAGGCCUUGAUUCUGACUCUGAAAAUGAAGCUGCUUCUCCAUUAAAAGAGCAGCCACAAAAUACAAUAAAAUUUAAAACUACAAGGAAAAGAUCAAGUACUGGUAGUAGAACUAGUGAAGGUCGGUCACAAAGUAGGGACGACAAUGAUGCUGCAGUUUUAGACUUAGGCGAAUCUCAUAUCAAUGAUUUAGAUAAUGAUGUUGUUGCUGGUGAUAUCAUUAAAAUCAGAUCUAGUGUGCAGGAUGAUCACGGUGAACUGGAUUAUGAUGAGGAAGAUGAUGAGGAACAUAAAAAACAGGGAGAUGGUGAGAUAGAAGAUGAUGAUGGUGAACUCAAGUCAGAUGAUGAGAAGGAAAAGGCAGAUGAGGAGAAAGAAGCAAAUGGUGAUGAAGAUGGUGAAGUAGAUGAUGACUGUGAAGAAGGUGAAAUCAAAGAAGAUGAGCCUGCUAGGAGACAGUUCAUACGCCCCACAUGUCGCUUCUUUGUCAGGGGGGCUUGUACCUGGGGAAUGCAGUGUAGAUUCUUACAUCCAGGCGUCAAUGAUAAAGGUGCAUACAACAUGUUGGAUAACAGACCUGUCCAGGGGAGGGGCAUCAAGGACAGACUUGGACCAAGGGAGCCAGAACAUAGAGAGGCACACUGGCAGAGAGAGCAGGAUAGAGAGCAUGACAGAGAGCCCUCCCCCAGGGAAAGGGAAAGAUCACCCGUACCAGCUGACUCUCCACCCCGCACUGAAUCUGCCUGGGAGAGAGGUCUUAGACAAGCAAAGGAGGCUAUUAAGAAGGCGAAGAAAGUUAAAGAGACGGAGACAAAUUUAGAAGAAAAGCGUAUGAAUCUUACGAUAGAGGACAAUAAAGAAAAUGAUAGAAACUUCGAACGUGAUCGUUUUUACCGAGAGGAGAGAUAUUAUAAAGAUCCAUAUUACGAUCAGGAGGUAGUGCACAGGAGGUAUGAGGAGGACCAUUAUCGUGAGAGGGAAUUCCGACCGGAACAUCGUCCCGAUCACUGGAGGGAGGGGCAUUAUGAAAACUUUGAAGUUCGCUGGAAUCGUCAGUCGCCCCCUCCCCAUCCGCAUGAUUACUUCAGGGAGAGGGAACGAUCCCCACCCCCACCUUACCACCACCAGGAACCAUAUUGGCCACGAGAUAGACCUUUCCCACGCAACUAUGAUGGACCACCCCGACCUUAUGAUAACAGAGGCCCUCCUUCCCCAAGGUAUGAACGUGAGCGUGAACGUGAACAUCUUGAGGGCCCACCCCCUGGUCACCAUCACCACCGGCAACAUCAUCAUGGACAACACAGAGAUGGACGUGAGAAGCUGCAACCAAAUCGGGGAGAGAUCAUGGUAAAAUCAAGGGGAGAUGAAUGGAUUGACCCCUGGCAGAGGACCAAGUCUCCCAAGAGAAAGGAUGGUUCAAGGAGCAGAUCUAGAUCUCGAGGACGACCUAAACAUCGGGGUUCAAGAUCACGAGGGAGCUCAUAUUCUUCAUAUACCUCGAGCUCUUUCAGUUCAAGGUCAAGGUCAUCAAGUUACUCGUCAUACUCAAGUCGUUCCUCAUACAGCAGAUCUUCAUCUUUUAGCUCUAGGUCAAGAUCACGUUCAAUACCUAAGAAGACGAAAAAAGGUCCAGUUGUCCCUAGUGAGGGUGUAAAGAAGGUAGCACCUGUGGGUGCAGGCCCUAAGAAGGCCCCUUCAGUGGCACAAAGACCAGGACCUCCUGGGCCUCAAAGACCACCCCCCAAGGCAGGCGAGGCUCCAAGGAGUACUGUUGCUAGUAAACCUGCUAUCAAACAAGGAGCAGUCAAUGAUAAACAACGCAAAGUGAUCGGUCCCCAGCGCCCUCCAGCCCCCGCUGUUAAAGCUACAAAGCCUGCUACAGUUACCCCUGCCUCCAAUCAGAAAACCCAGAAAGCAGCCCCCAAAGGUGCCCCAGUUGCCGCCAAAGCUCAGUCUAAAACGCCCAUUGGAGCCCCAGGAAAGAUUCAGAAGACUGCUGCUGCACUGAAAGCAGGUCAGAAAGCGCCACCUGGUGCUGCCCAGAAGGCAGUACCUCCUAAGGGACCUGCACAGCCUAGAGUUACCCAGAAAGCAGCAGCAGCAGCAAAAGGAGGUAAACCUGGACCAGUAUCUCCAGCAGCUACAAGAGGGAGACCAGCUACCAGAGGGGCGCAGAAAGCAGGGAAACCUAGUCGACAAUCUAGCUACAGUUCCAGUUCAUCACGUUCAAGGAGUGGUUCAUCUAGUUCACGUAGCUCAAGUGCCUCUAGCUAUACAAGUACAGGAUCUAGUUCAUCAAGUGGAAGUGCAGAUUCAGAUCACCUUUACAGGGAUAUACCCAAGAAUAAACCAAAUGAUCCAGUCACUAAGAAAGUCGUUAAAAAGGUGCCACCUGCUAAAGGUCCGGCUGCAAAACCAGUUGCUAAGCAACCUGUUGCUGCCAAGAAAGUGCCACCUGGUGUGCAAGCUAAAGCUCCAGCAAAGCAAUCUGCUCCCUCUGGUCUUGCCCCAAAGACAGCCAAUCAGCCUAAAGAUCCACUGAAAGCUACAGGCCAGAAGCCAGCCAUUAAACUCACUCUCGUGAGCAAGCCUAAGCCUGGAGACAGAGUAAAGAAGAGGGCUGCUGAUGCUAAUGCUGCCUCCACUCAACCCCCUGCCAAGAAGAGCACUCCAGCCACUCCCACCCCAACAACGCCCAGUAAAGAUCCUAAAACCCCCACAAAAAUACUACCUCCUAUUCCCAAGAAAAAGUCUGCAGUUGAAGCUGCUAAGAAACCUGAGGCAAAAACAGCCCCUGUUCCCAAACCUGUGGCCCCCGCAGCAAAGAAAAAGAGCACAUCCUCUCGCAGAGAGGAAUUGUUAGCACAGUUGAAGGCUGUGGAGGAUGCAAUAGCAAGAAAAAGAACUAAAAUGAAUCCCUAAAAUGUUCCCAACAAUAGACCAUGGUUUUAUCCUUAAAAAAUUACUAGGAAAUUAAUAAUAGGUUCCUCCAACAAAUAGACCAUGGUCUUAUACAUGGAAUUUGAAGAGCCCUGGAACUUCAUUUUGGAGUUUCCAAUGAACACAUCAUGGUAUUGUGCUUGGAAAAUGGGUUAGGGAAUUAAAACAGGGUUCCAAGGCCAUGGUCUUAUACAUGGAACAUGGAAAGUCAGGAAAACUUUUCCAAGAAAUGCACCAUGGUAUUGUGGGAUGCCCUUUGUGGAUAACACACACCAUAUUCAAGGUCAAUGCAUAUAUAAUCUUAUUGGAAUUACUUCUAAGUUAGGAGAUCCUGACAGGCAGUGCUAAUAACAAGACCUUGUUUCCUGCUAGGAAAUUAAAGAAAAACUCUGGUGAUUUGUACAAAAUUGUAACAUAGUGAUGAAAUAGUCUUGUAUCAGGCCUUUGGUUUUAGCCAGUCUCUGUUCCCAUACUGAAGUUGGUUAAAGAAGGGCCUGCUACAUGACUAAUAAAUGAAUAACAAUGAUUUGAGACUUAAGCCUCAGUUAUUUUUGCUCUAUGGCGGCCAUAGCAUCAUAAAAUCGAUAUAGAAAUUCUACGUCAUGCUGCUUAUCUCUACAUUUUAUGAUGCAUAUUUCUUUCAAUUUU
Owenia fusiformis is the source of this 4706-nucleotide messenger RNA. The record is from the annotation of a GenBank genome assembly. Lineage: Eukaryota; Metazoa; Annelida; Polychaeta; Sabellida; Oweniidae.